AUGCCUAAUCUCUUUUGCUGCUCAUCCGUACGGCCGUAUCGCCCCCGACGGCUUGACCAUGAACGAAAAUUCGACAACUUCAUGCAAUGGGCAAAGUCCACCUCUGCAGAGCCCAACGAUGGCUCUUCGCUUCUGGGCAAUGCAGAUUAUGUGAUCCAGCUUGUCAGGCAAGCCAAUUAUGGGCGAAAAGAGUCGGUCAGAUAUUUUACUACAGCCAACGAGGGCACUGAAUUCGCAGAAGUCGGCGAGAGCGACCUCAUCGCCGCAAAUUUCGAAAAAUUAAACUCGUAUGUUGACCAGUGCAUGCCUCAUUACAUAUACAAGAACUUCAAGUGCGUCGCGCAUGAUAAAUUUUUCGAGGUGAAUUUGUAUCAACAGAAUCCUACCAAUACGCAUCACUGGCGGGCCAAUAUCGCUCGACCCGCUACAGAUAUCGAUCUGGUAUAUCGACAGAAGAAGGAGGGGGAAAGGUCGGCGCAGGCCGUCAAAGCCGAAGAUACGAAGCAAGAAGAUCUCGAUACUGAUGCAGUUUCUCAAUUAGAUAUACCAGCUUUGAAGUCGGUCCUUGGGUUUUUGCUUCCUAAAGUGAAGACGAACCUUGGGUCAAACCCGCUUGUAUCUCUGCUUGCUCUUGAUUGGGCCAACCAAGAACUCAACCUCGGCCUCGAGAUCGAGGAUCUUUGGAUUUCUGAGCUAAAUACUAGCAAUAUUGCUACGUUUUUAUCCAGCUAUGUCAAGUUAUCCGCCGGCGACUUGACUACGUCCAAAGCCGCCAAAAUCGAUCAUGAAGUGGGCUACGCGAUUGGUUGCGGAAAUUUACUUGCGAAAGGGAAAACCCUUGGGCGAAGCAAGUUGCAAGAGAUUGUCGAGAAUGUCCUCAAUUUUCACAGUGCUUCAGACUGGGUCUCCAAAUGCCGGGAAGGCAUACUCCGUAUGUUUACCGCGGCACCUGACGAGCGCCUUCUCGAGCUAGGUCAACGCAAAGAAGACGAAUACCAAGACAGACAUAUAAAGGUCACAUCAAAGGUAGACUGUGAAGAAGGCGAUAAUGAUGACUACAACCAGUACGACUACAGCGACGAAUACGAGUACAACAACACCAACGACUACAACGCGUCCUCUUCUGAUUUUGAUAAGGAUUUCACAGCAUGUGACAAAGAGUGUGGUUAUUGUGGAAGAUGUUCCUAUUAG
Molecule: messenger RNA, 1191 nt
Organism: Trichoderma aggressivum f. europaeum
Lineage: Eukaryota; Fungi; Ascomycota; Sordariomycetes; Hypocreales; Hypocreaceae
Exons: 4
Coding region: 1-1191 (396 amino acids)
Source: RefSeq, a predicted model, not a curated record